Messenger RNA from Macrosiphum euphorbiae (potato aphid), 459 nucleotides. NCBI's taxonomy places the organism in Eukaryota, Metazoa, Arthropoda, Insecta, Hemiptera, Aphididae. The record is from the annotation of a GenBank genome assembly.
AUGCAAGGGGAAAAUGAAAUCAUUCAAACUAUAAAUCUUUUAGAGCCAGUAGAAAUCACAGAGCAUACAAUUUCUAAAUCUCGACAAGAACUUAUAAGUAAAUUACAAGUGAUGCUUGGUUAUGCUCAGUCUACCCUUGAAGAUAAUAUUCCCAAUACUUUGAAGUAUUUAGACAAAGCUCUUUCUUACAUGAAGAAUCCUGAUAAGAAACUUGUUGAGAAAGAAAAUUUGAACCCUUUGAAGAAAAUCAUUCAACAAAGAGUCCAGUAUUCUGAGAAAAAAAUCAUCAAGAUGAAUGGUAAGUGUUCUCAAAAAAAAUCAAUUAAAAAAAGAGACAUUCCACUACUGCCAAAACCAUCAGAAAAUGAAAUUGUUAUGUGUAAGGACAUUCUGAAUGGUAAUAAGAGGACAUCCUAUGUUCACACAGGAGUAGAUCACACAUAUUUUCAAAAUGAAUAA